This is a messenger RNA of Scatophagus argus, 2482 nucleotides long. RefSeq names its product kunitz-type protease inhibitor 1-like. Bases 278 to 1807 code for a protein of 509 amino acids. Gene Ontology annotation, molecular function: protein binding; serine-type endopeptidase inhibitor activity. NCBI's taxonomy places the organism in Eukaryota, Metazoa, Chordata, Actinopteri, Scatophagidae. The transcript is spliced from 10 exons. The record is from RefSeq and is a predicted model, not a curated record.
CGGAGUCACCACACCUGAGUGACGUCAGGCUAAUUGGCCCCGUCGGAGGAGUGUCUUCAUGUACUUCCUGUUUGUGAGCAGGUGAGACACACCUGAGGGUCAGAGAAACAACAGAGCACACAGAGCACUUUAUACUGACUGCUUUUUGAACGAUUUCGCUUUUAUUAACAGCUGAACGAACAAAAAAAUCGCUUCCCGCUCUUCUGUCGACGCGUGAAUCUUUAGAGCGAAGCGGUGCGACGCGUCUGGAGGCUGAAAACCCACACUGACUUUGAAAAUGCCUCCCCCCUCCUCUUCCUCCCUCUUCCUCCCUCUCCUCCUCCUCGUCCUCCUCCAUCCCCUGCGGACCACCGGAGAGACAGAGGACGCGCAUUGCAGCGAGACCUUCCGCUCCGCUCAGGAGAACUUCGUGCUGGACGCGGAGGACGCGGUGAAGGAAGGAGCGGCUCUGCUGGCCACCGCGCAUGUGCGCUCCGCGGAGGACUGUGAGCGCUUGUGCUGUGACGACCCACGCUGCAACCUGGUGCUGCUGGAGCCGCGCGGCACCGGAGCGGCAGCGGCCGACAACCACACCUGCGUCCUGUUCAGCUGCGUCCACAGAAAUCGGUUCGUGUGCCGGUUCGUGAACCUGGCCGGAUACCAGAGCUACAUCAAAGAGUCUGUGUUCCUGAAACAUCUGCAGGGACCGCAGGGAGCAGACGAGCAGGCCCCGCCCAUCGCCAUCGCAGGUCGUGAUGCCGUCGUUCAGCCCGGAGAGACGGUGACGCUCAACGGCAUCCAGAGCCUGGCGCUCGGCAACGCCCACAUCACAGACUACCAGUGGACCCUGCAGAGCAGAGCUGAUGGCGUCAAGAUGGAGAAGACGGAGCUACCUGACCAGGUGCGACUCUCCAACCUGGAGCCCGGCUCGUACGUCUUCCAGCUGACCGUCACCGACUCCAACGGCCGAUCACACGCUGACACAGUCACCGUCCUCGUCCUCAGCCCAGAGAUGUCCAGCUUGUUCUGUCGGGCUCCGGAGAAGGUCGGUCCGUGUCGCGCUGCAUUUCCUCGCUGGCGUUACGACGCCGCGACGGGCGACUGCAAGCAGUUUGUGUUCGGAGGCUGUAAACCAAACUUAAACAACUUCCUGUCCAAGGGCGAGUGCUUGUCUGCUUGCAGAGGAGUCACAGUGUCUUCAGAGAGGAGCCUCGCUCUGCCUGCUGCUGAGGUGUGUGGCUCACAAUGUCCUUCCAAUCAGCUGAUCUGUGGAAAUGGCUGCUGUCUGGACAGAACUCUGGAGUGUGAUGGUCUGAAGCACUGCAGCGACGGAUCAGACGAGGAGCUCUGCAGCCAACUGAACCAGACCUUCACCCGCCUGCUGAACAUCGACGUGAACCAGAGAAAAGCAGCUCGGUGCACAGAGCCCCCUCACACCGGACCGUGCCGGGCGAGUCACACCCGCUGGUACUACGACCCCAUGAACAGGAAGUGCUCUCGUUUCACCUAUGGCGGCUGUGACGCAAACGGGAACAACUUUGAGAAAGAAAACAAAUGCAGCGAGACCUGCGAUGGAGUGACUGAGCGUAACGUCUUUUUCAGAGGGAUGUUUGACCGUUUUGACAAACAAGAAGAAAGUGACUCCAGUAACAUAGCACUGGCAGUUCUCCUGACGGUGGCCAUUUUGGCUCUGUUGGCGAUCCUUGCCUACUGCUUCCUGAAGUCCAAAAAGAAGCACGCCCAUAGGCCUGUGGCCACAAGCCCCGCCCAUGUGGCGCUGUCAGAGGGGGACACGCUUGUUUACAACAGCACCACCAAACCGGCAUGAAAUCACCACGGCGACACCACCAGCUGCUGUUCUGCGGUUUCUCUCAUUAACAUUUUUGAAGAGAAAAUGACACAAAAAUGUGUUCAGUUUUCUGUUCACUUUUGGCAGAAUUUCAACAACUUGUUUAUGCUCUGACUUUUCAUUUAGCGCCAUCAUCAGAUCAACAUUUUAAUGUGUUCAACACUCGGGUUUAUGAAUAAACAGCUACAGAGGUAAUGACGUUCACAUCAGCCUCAGCUGCUCUUUGUGUUUACUGCUAAUUAGCCAGCAUGCUAACCUAAUGGUGACCACAGUAAAACAUUAGCUAAACAUGCUGAUGUUAGCAUGUUGCUCCAGGGUGGCUUCACAUAUUUCACCUUCCUGUUUUCCUCCAUUUCCUUCUGGUUUUCUGUUGUUGUUUUCCUCCAUAAAGAAGCGUCAGUGGCAUCACUUUGGUUUGUUUGGUGAAUGAAUCACGUUCACUUGCACAUGUUUUUACAGUGUGUCGGGUUUCUGUUCUAAUCUGUUUGAUAUCAGGUUGUGUUUAAUAUAUUUAUGAAUUUUUCUCAUUCAGAUUUAAAAUGCGAAAACUGUUUUCAGCCGUUUGACUGUAAAUAUGAAGUUAUGUGUGUUGUUUAAUUAGUUUAACACAUUUUUAAUCUCCACUUUGUCAAUAAAGUCAUGCUGGAACAAGAA